Messenger RNA from Bursaphelenchus okinawaensis, 4072 nucleotides. The record is from the annotation of a GenBank genome assembly. Lineage: Eukaryota; Metazoa; Nematoda; Chromadorea; Rhabditida; Aphelenchoididae.
AUGUCGUGGUAAGUUUUUCUCGGUAUUAUUUGGGGAUAAAUUUACUGUAAGGGUUGUUAUAUUAUAAUUGAAGCUUUUGCGGAGCCAAGUAGGGUUUUUUUAGAUUUGUAAAAGGAGGGGGAGGGUAGACCUGAAAGGGGACCUAUUAGGCUCGGCGUGUUUUCUUUAUAGAUCUAAGGGGAAGAGAAUUUAGGGCAGGACUAAUAAACGGACUAGAGGGACACGAGGGGCAGGAAUGAGGGUUUUUUUGUUUGAUCAAGAAAACUUUAAAAUUUUUUUGAUAAAGAUUUAUUUUUUUAUAAGUAUCUUCCCCUUCUUUGCUUUUUGUACCCAAUACUACCCAUCCUUCUCUCUUUUGUACCAUAGCCUCCGGCGUACGCGACCCAUUGAUCUAAAAAACUAAAAUAGAUCAACUACUCUUUGAUUUGCUACGCAAAAUAUAAGUCAGAAAAUUCAUUUUUGAUGAUAUUUUUUUCUUUCAAAAAUCGUUUUUUAGUUAUGUUAUCAAAAAGUUUACAUUUUUGUUUUUUUAAACAAAAAUUAAUGUAUCACAUGUUCAUCUUUUGUGCUAUUAAUUAUAAUAGCACUCUUGCACAUGUCUUCGGUAAUUAAAAUAAAACAAAAAUGAUUUCAGGAUAUUACGUGGUAGAUGUUUUUUUAGUUUUAGCUAAAUAUUGGAUAUUUAAUCUAAAAAAAUUAAAAAAUUCAAAAAUUAACCUAAAAUUUAAAAUUUUUGAAAAAUACAAUUUGAAAGACAGAAAAAAAAUUUUAAAUUUCAAAAUUUUUUUAAAAAUUAUCAAAAUUUUUUUAGCAGCCAACUGAUACUGUGUAUAAACUUUCUGUACAGCACGUUAUACAAAUAUGGAAGUGAUGAGCUAUGUCUAUCAAGUUUAUGGUCGUUUGCUUGGACUGGUACACUGUUAAUAUCAGUAAAUGUUAGUGUAAUGGUACACAUGACUGGUGUGUUUCAUGUGGUAGCUUUAUCAAUCAUACGAUACAUGUCAUUAAGGGAUCUUCGACAAACCACGUCUAGUAUACAGUGGUUUACUAUGAAGGUAAGAGAGGGUGGAUUGUUGAAUUUUGUAUAAAAUAGAAAAGAAGGAAGGGAUGAUAAGGAUAGACUUUUAAUAGGUUUUUACCGAAUUAUCCUGUUCGACUUUUUUCAAAUUUGUUUUAGUCUAGCCCGAACCCUCAGCCGAGCCCGUGUGAGACCGGACAGAGCUGGGGCUGACAUACGCUGUUGCUAGGGCUUGGACUAAGCCGGGCUAGGCUGAGUUGCAGCGUGAACCACUAGGGUUAAGCCGGGCUUAAAUUUUCUCCAAAAACCCCAAAAUUCCAGAAUUUUUUCAAAUUUUUCAAUACCCAAAAAGCCCAUUCAAAUAUACCAUCAAACCCAUUAUAAAUUUAACCUUUUUUAGGUUCAUCUAUAAAUAUUAUAAUAUAACAGCAUGUUUUUCGAAAAACUUAUUUUCUAUUCAAAUGGCCUCAUAAGAACAUUUCCUUCUCGGAAACUAAAUAGUACACAUGGAAGACGAAUGUCUUUUUGCAUCGUUCAUUUGUUGUAACUUAGUGAUUUAUUUUUACAGUUAAAAAUGAAAUAUUAUUUCGUUUUGGUUAAAAAUUUUAAAAGUUUUUAAAUUUUUUGGAAAAAAAAUUUAAAUUAUGAAAAAAAGACGUUUUUUGCAAGGAUCAUCUUUAACUUAAAACGCUAAAAUCACUAUAAAUGUUUAAUAUUACGUUAUUAUUUUGCCAAAAAUAAUAACUAAAAAAAUACGUUCCAAAAAGGGGCUACUAGGCUCAGCUUAAGCGACGGCAUUAGAAACUUAGCUCAGGUCAGGUCCCGCAACGAAAGUUUCCAAUGGUCUAAAUAAUUCUUCAAUUAAUGCCUGCCCAGUAUCUUUACAGUCAAAUAAAAACGUUUUUUGGUUAUAUUUAAAUUUAAAAAAAAAAUAUUUUCAAUUUUUGCCCUGAUUUGGGCAUUGUUUUGCAAGUACUUCUUAUCAUAUUUAAAUAAGGCAGAUACUAUUAUAAGAUAGAAAACGUAUUACAAAGCAAAAAAUAAUAAGAAGUUUAAAAAAUAAAAAAAAAAUGCUUGGCAGGAAGCUUUAAAAUUUUUUUUAUAUUUUGGGUGAAGAUACGAACUUUUAACCAAUAUGAAUAAGAGGCCGUAUUUUACAAAAUAUAAAAACCAAAAAAACUAAAAAAAUGAAAAAUUGUUUUCAGAAAUGCAUAAAAACCUUGAUUAUCAUCUACAUUUCCGUCCUUGUGAUUUGCGGUCCAAUCUACUUUCACUCACAUAUCGCCGAAGCCAACGAGCCAGACGAGGCUUGUCUAGAGAAAUAUCCUUACUUUGCUAACCGAACCGUCCAUUACCUCGAGUUUUCCUCUAAUGAACAACUACAACAACUUAAUUUUUGGUUAUUUGGGUUUGUGUGCAAAUUGGUGCCAUGUUCAAUAUUGAGCGUUAUGACCAUUUUACUGAUAAGGGAGUUGAAGCAACUUCAAGUAGCAUCGUCAAGGUUUCAGAACGUUGAGAGGGACAAACAGUACAGCAGGACUACAAAUAUGAUUAUUGUAAGUUUAAUGGGAAGGGGAUGGCAAAACUUUCUCUACUUUAUCCGCGCUUGCCUUACCUUGCUAAAAUUAUGACAUUUGUUCUAAAAACCCUCUCUCUACCCCGCAAUUCCCCUACCCCAUUGUCUGUCUCAUCAAAUAUUAAAAGAAUUGCCACUUUCAGGUUAUAAUGGUAGUGUUUAUCGUAGUCGAGUUCCCUCAAGGCGUGUUGACCGUAGCCCAAAGCAUAGCUCAAAUACCUUAUCAAGACACCUUAGGCGAUCUGUUCGAGUCGUUAACUUUGCUAACGUCAUGUAUCAUAUUUGGACUGUUUUUUGCUAUGAACUCAAGGUUAAGAGACGACUUUAUGCAGACCAUGCUCAAGAUUUACAGAAAAUGCGGCAUUAUGAGGUUGGUUUUGGUGUUGUUUUGUUGUUGUAGGUACGGUAAUGUUUAUGUACAGUAAAAAACUAACACUAAAUUUGAUAAAUUUUGUAUUUUGUGAUAAGAAAUUUAAAAAAAUUGAAGUUUUAAUUAUAAAACUCUUAAAAUAAAAAAGAGUUGUACGGUUGCCACUUUUUGCACCACACGGCUACUUUAUGUUGUAAAAUUGUUAACAAAGCUUCUGCUAACAUUACAGUAAGCCACUGACUUUCAAAAACCAAAAAAAAAAUAUUUUUUUGUGAAGUAGUCCUAGUUUAAAAUUUUAUUUUUAUAUAAUUUCAAUUUUCAAUGAAAGUACCAAAUCUGGCUUUCUCAGAAUCAGCUCAAAAUUUUUAUUUAAAUUUAUUGUAACACCAAUAGCACUGAUAAAAUGUGUAGCUCGCGCUUUUGAGUUUUGAAUGAGAAAUAUUUGAGUUUCCCGUCGAUUUGGCAAAUUUGGCAUUGUGUUUCAACCACUUUUUUUGGACAUUCUAGAGAAGCCAUUCUUACAAAUUUCAAAAUUCAGGUUUAUUUAAUGGUUUAUUAUUACUAUAUCAAAGAAAAGUGAUUAAAAGUCAAAAAAUGGCAAAGUUGUAAGAUUGAAACAUAAUGCCAAUUUGGCGGGAAAUUCAAAACGUAAUUUUUUUGAUUUUGAUUUUUUCGAGAUUGGCUUGAAAGCUCGAUUCAGUACUUUUUUAAAUGUAUUAUAUUGACAUGAUCUUUCUAUAUAAAAAGUUUGAAGUCAAUCAAAGCGGAGCAGGUCGGGCAGUUUCUUUGUUAUCAUAGUAAAAAUAUUUUUAAAUUAGCGGCUUUUAUAGUAUUUUUUGAAACAAAAUUUAUUUUUUUUGAAAUUAUUUUUAAAAUUUAAUUUUAAAAUUAUUUUUAAAAUUUAAUUUAAAAAAAUUUUUUUUAAAUUUUUCAAAAAUUGUAAAAAAAUUUAAACCACUUGUCAGUGCCUACUGUAAAACAAGCCUAUAGUUUUAGUACGGUUAGUUUUGUGAAGAGUCAUUUUGUGCACAAAUCCGUGUCAACUCCAGAAAGCCGCUCCCUUAUGCAUAAUGGCAUCAACCGCAUCUACGGCGACACCGACGUCUAG